Syngnathus acus (greater pipefish) is the source of this 555-nucleotide messenger RNA. RefSeq names its product gamma-crystallin M2-like. Gene Ontology annotation, biological process: lens development in camera-type eye; visual perception. Bases 1 to 555 code for a protein of 184 amino acids. The transcript has 3 exons. The record is from RefSeq and is a predicted model, not a curated record. Gene Ontology annotation, molecular function: structural constituent of eye lens. Lineage: Eukaryota; Metazoa; Chordata; Actinopteri; Syngnathiformes; Syngnathidae.
AUGGGGAAGAGACUCACAACCGUCUCUUUGCCAAAGAUCACCUUCUACGAGGAGAAGAAAUUCCUGGGCCGCUGCUACAACUGCAGCAGCGACUGCGCAGACCUGCACUCCUACUUCUCCCGCUGCAGCUCCAUCCGGGUGGAAAGUGGCGUGUGGGUGGUCUACGAGAAGCCCAACUACAAGGGCUUCCAGUACAUCCUCUGCCCGGGCGAGUAUGCCGACAACCAGCAGUGGAUGGCCUUCAGCGACAACGUUAAAUCCUGCCGCGCCAUCAAGAAUGUUUAUGGCAACGCGUGGAAGCUGAGGCUCUACGAGAGGCCAAACUUUGGCGGCCAGAUGGUGGAAUGCACCGACGACUGUUCCUCGCUGUAUGACACCUACAAGGUGCGCGAGGCCUACUCUUGCGUGGUGAGCGACGGCGCCUGGGUGUUCUACGAACUCCCUAACUACAGGGGUCAUCAGUACCUCCUGGAGCAGGGCGAGUAUCGGCAGCACGACGACUGGGCCGCUUCCUCUCCCGGCAUCGGCUCCUUCCGCAGGGUCACAGAAUUCUAG